Cydia amplana is the source of this 633-nucleotide messenger RNA. RefSeq lists its product as uncharacterized. The record is from RefSeq and is a predicted model, not a curated record. The transcript has 4 exons. The coding region runs from base 1 to 633 and encodes 210 amino acids. NCBI's taxonomy places the organism in Eukaryota, Metazoa, Arthropoda, Insecta, Lepidoptera, Tortricidae.
AUGGAAAAGAAACCUCGUUUACGUGCUCCAAAUUUCACUCAAAGUGAUAAUUUACUUUUGUGUGACAUAGUCAGGAAGUACAUACAUAUAAUUGAAAAUAAAAAAACGGACGGAGCGAACCUCCUGCAAAAACAGAAGGCUUGGCUUGAGGUGGCGGAGGAAUACAAUUCAUCCACCACAGGUUACUCUCGUACUGCAGAAAGCUUGCAGCAAACAUACAAAAAUCUAAAGAAAAGAGCCAAAAAGAAUGCGUCUGAUGACAAGAUGGAUAUUCCAGUGGAUCCUAGUUUGGUGCUCAACAUAGAAAAGUGUGGCACAUCUUCCCAGAACUGUGACUGGGGAGAAGAUGCUAUAAAUACGGGUGCAUUAGAGGAAACAUGCAAAGAAAUGUUUGCAGCGUUAAAUAAGGAAGCAGACACAAGCAACACGAUUUUGAAAACAACUAUUAUGGAUACAGGAGGAGUGACACCGCCUAACGUUGACAAAGAUCCAGUAUUGGAGAAAGUAAAAGCUCUUACUGGACCCGUUAUGAAUGGUGUUCACACAAUAUAUGAUGGAGAUAGCAGUCUCAUUGCAUCCCAAAAUAUACCACCAUUAGAACUUCGUAAUCAUAAUAUCGGAUCAGCACAGUGA